Aspergillus niger is the source of this 750-nucleotide messenger RNA. RefSeq lists its product as uncharacterized. The record is from RefSeq and is a predicted model, not a curated record. Gene Ontology annotation, cellular component: nucleus; transcription factor TFIID complex; SAGA complex. Gene Ontology annotation, molecular function: promoter-specific chromatin binding; RNA polymerase II general transcription initiation factor activity. The transcript is spliced from 3 exons. Lineage: Eukaryota; Fungi; Ascomycota; Eurotiomycetes; Eurotiales; Aspergillaceae. The coding region runs from base 1 to 750 and encodes 249 amino acids. Gene Ontology annotation, biological process: transcription initiation at RNA polymerase II promoter.
AUGGCCGACUCAUCGGCUUCGCAACCUCCCCCUCCAGCUGCUGCCCCUGCUUCCGCCUCGGCUCCAGCUCCAGCUCCAGCUCCUCCAGCAUCGCAAGAUUCCUCCUCCGCGACUGUCGUCCCCAAACAAGAACCAGAUACCGCUGACAACACCCUGGAUGCGUCUAUCGAACAAGACGUCGACAUAAACACAAACAACACCGCCAACAUGCCGAACCAGAAUCCCGCUGGCGAUGACGCCGCCGCCGCCGCCGGAAACUCCAUCCCCGCGCCCACCUCCGUGGAUGCUCUGGCGGCCGCCGCAGCACCUGCCAAGAAAGAAACCAGCUUGCGGGAGUUCAUGGGCAAGAUGGACGAAUAUGCGCCGAUUAUCCCCGACGCCGUCACAGCCCACUAUCUCACUCUUGCCGGUCUUCCACCUCCGGGUAACGGCCCCAACCAAACACCGCCUCACCUCGCCCGUCUUCUCGCUCUCGCAACCCAGAAAUUUAUCGCCGACAUCGCUGCCGACUCGUACCAGUACGCGCGCAUUCGCGCCUCCAACAGCUCCUCUGCCAGUAACCCCAUGGGCAGUUUGAACGCCGCCUCAGGCUUGAACAUGCCCGCCGGCGCUGCGGGUGUGGGACCCGGGUUUGGAGGUGGCGGUUCUGGAGGUUCCGGACAGGGACGGACGGUGCUUACGAUGGAGGACUUGGGUAUGGCGGUGUCGGAGUACGGUGUCAGUGUUAAGAGGGGGGAGUUCUAUCGGUGA